AUGGCUGCGCUCGGCCAAACCAUAGCGGUGUUCGACAAGUCGGGGAAGAUGGUGAGCACAAGCAAACACCUAUUUGGGGUGUUCAAAGAAGCUAGAUUAGCUUAUCGAGAACGCAAAGCCGAAAUCAACGCAGGCAAAGCGAUUAAGAAUGCGGAGCUGGAAGCUCGCCGAGCAAUGGCGAAUUAUCACAUUCACGAUUCCCGAUCCGUGGCCUCCUCAAGAAGAUACCCUGGAAGAUCGAAAUCUGUGGCUCGGCACAGUGAAUUAGAUCGUCAUCCUUCGCGCCGGUAUCCUCACGGAAUCGAACAAGACACGGACACCGUUUACUCCCACCCAGAUCAUAUGCCAAAGCGGGAACUCUCACGUCGCCACACUUCCAAUGCUGUCGCUGCUCAGCCCCAAUAUCUCCACCCCAGCAAUCGGUCUCGUUCCGCUCCCAAUGUUGACAUGGACCUGGCAUACGGUGAAUACCACCCUGCCUCGCUAGAGCGGGUGACCUCGAAUCCCGAGGACAUGAUGAGUAGCCUAGUCGCAAAAGCCAAAGGGCUUCUCAUUGAGGCCGAAUGUGCUCAACAUUCCGCGCAUGCCACGAUGGCCCAUUUGCAGAAGAACCCCGAUGCUAUGGCUGCCGUAGCGCUCACAUUAGCAGAAAUCAGCAAUCUUGCCUCCAAGCUAGCUCCAUCAGCACUGGCAGCCUUGAAAUCCAGUUCACCAGCCAUAUUUGCGCUUUUAUCAAGCCCUCAAUUCAUGAUUGCCGCUGGGGUCGGAAUUGGUGUUACAGUCGUCAUGUUCGGGGGUUAUAAGAUUGUCAAGCGCAUCCAGGCCGCGAACAGCACGCAGCCAGAAGGCAGUACGGAUGAAUUGAUAGAGCUCAACCAGGAUGUUAGUCGCGUGGAGAGCUGGAGGCGUGGCGUUGCUGAUUUCGAGGCGGAAAGUGUCGCGACCUCCGUUGAUGGAGAGUUCAUUACUCCGCGGGCUGCUGCUGUCUCUGGAAUCUUCCCUACCGACCAUAGCAAUCACCACCGCCUUAGAUCGGAGUAUGGAGGCGGGGGUCGACGAAGUGUCAGAGGCGCAGAGUCUGUCAGGGAUACCGCGUCGCACUACACACAUACGACCAGAAGUUCCAGACGGUCAAGACGCACCGGCGCUCCUCCGACCGAAUCGGGUGAUAGGGACAAGAAAGCCAAGAAAAAAGACAAGACGAAGAAGCAUAGUCCUCUACGACUUCUAUUCAAGCCCAAAUAA
This is a messenger RNA of Histoplasma capsulatum G186AR, 1245 nucleotides long. RefSeq lists its product as uncharacterized. The record is from RefSeq and is a predicted model, not a curated record. NCBI's taxonomy places the organism in Eukaryota, Fungi, Ascomycota, Eurotiomycetes, Onygenales, Ajellomycetaceae. The coding region runs from base 1 to 1245 and encodes 414 amino acids. The transcript is spliced from 2 exons.